AUGUCGAUCAACACGGUGAACAACGACGGGGUGAAACGGCCGUGGCUUGUGGAGUACAGAGGGUCGAAGUGCUAUAUUGUCUUCGUUGUCGUCUUUGCGAUAUUUACGGACAUAUUUCUUUACGGAAUUGUUGUGCCUGUCACUCCAACGGCACUGCGCGAAAGGGCAGGUGUAUUGGAACAGGAUGCGCAAAGAUGGACGUCGGUUUUGCUGGGUUUAUAUGGUGGCGGACUUCUAGCAUGUUCACCCCUCGCUGGCUAUCUAGCAGACAGAGUCCAGUGCCGUCGAUGGCCAUUACUCAUCGGUUUACUCGCCCUAGGCGCAUCGACAGCUUUCCUCUGCGUAGGAACACAUCUCGCAUUCUGGAUCGUGGGUCGUCUAUGCCAGGGCGCAUCCGCAGCAGUGGUCUGGACAGUCGGCCUCGCGCUUCUCGUUGACUCAGUUGAAAAGGACGAACUCGGAAAGGUUCUAGGCUUUGUCGGAACCGGCAUGACUUUGGGGAGCUUAGGUGGACCGCUACUCGGAGGUGCACUUUAUGAACAUGGCGGGUACUAUUCGGUUUUCGGCGUGGCAUUUGGGUUUAUCGCCAUCGACGUGGUGUUGCGGCUACUAAUGAUAGAGCGAAGGGAUGCCGCGAAAUGGCUUGACACCGAGGGAGAGGGGCGGUCAUCCGUCGAACCACUUGACACUGCACCGGAAAGUGAACCGAAAGAUAAAGCCUCUUCUGUUCAAAAGCCGCCACUUGAGGGAGGCGUUGCCAUUGAAGUGGCAGCGGAGACCGAGAAGGUCUGCAAGAAGAGGAAAUCGGCGUUGUACAACCUGUGCAGUUCAUGCCGCUUCAUCAUUACACUAUGGGCUUAUUUCGUUUGGGGUCUCAUUCUUACCUCCUGCGACAGCGUCCUUCCUCUCUUCGUUGAGGAGCUGUUCAGCUGGAAGCAGACAGCCCAAGGUCUCAUCUUCAUCCCGUUAACCUUCCCCAGCUUCUUUGACCCGAUAAUCGGUUGCUUCACUGACCGAUUUCCCUGGACCCGGCGGUACGUUGCUUGUGCUGCAUUCAUCGGGGCAGUUCCGGCCCUCGUUUGCCUCCGCUUCGUGCGAAACGAUACAACUCAUGAUAAGGUCAAACUAUGCGGGAUCCUGGUAUUACUAGGAACAUGUCUCGCCGCAAUGCUCGCCAUAAUCCUGGUGGAGGUCUCAUAUAUCGUCAAGGAGAAAGAGACAAAAAGACCUGCGGUUUGGGGUAAAGGCGGGAGUAUCGCGCUGGCAUAUGGGCUUCUAAAUUCCUCUUUCUCUGCUGGGAGUUUGGUUGGGCCGUUUCUUGCAGGAUGCCUUCGCGAGAAGGUUAGUUGGGGGACUAUGGGGUGGGUUCUGGCGCUGGUGUCGGGGAUAUCGGGUGUGCCUGCUUUUCUUUUCUUCGGUGGGUGUUUUCGAAAGAGGCAUGAAGUCGAGGCUAAUAAUUGA
Molecule: messenger RNA, 1461 nt
Organism: Aspergillus versicolor CBS 583.65
Lineage: Eukaryota; Fungi; Ascomycota; Eurotiomycetes; Eurotiales; Aspergillaceae
Product: MFS transporter
Exons: 6
Coding region: 1-1461 (486 amino acids)
Biological process (GO): transmembrane transport
Molecular function (GO): transmembrane transporter activity
Source: RefSeq, a predicted model, not a curated record